This is a messenger RNA of Culex quinquefasciatus (southern house mosquito), 2344 nucleotides long. RefSeq lists its product as uncharacterized. The transcript has 4 exons. Bases 96 to 2069 code for a protein of 657 amino acids. The record is from RefSeq and is a predicted model, not a curated record. NCBI's taxonomy places the organism in Eukaryota, Metazoa, Arthropoda, Insecta, Diptera, Culicidae. Gene Ontology annotation, biological process: triglyceride biosynthetic process. Gene Ontology annotation, molecular function: long-chain-alcohol O-fatty-acyltransferase activity; diacylglycerol O-acyltransferase activity. Gene Ontology annotation, cellular component: plasma membrane.
CGGUUCAUUCUAUUAGAGACAGUACCUUCAAUAGUUCAAAAGUUCUCCAACAUCUCGCAACCUAAAGUAAAACCCCCACCCCGCAAUACGUUACCAUGAUAUCCACGAACGACUCAGCACCCACCUGGUUCCAGUGGGCCUCGGAUCAGCGCUCCCUUUGGGAAGUGAUAUCUCGCAGUAAUUGCAGCCACGUGGGGCCCACAAUCGGCCCGCUGGUGACCCUGAAGGAUCGUCCUGGUGGCGCUGUCGCAGGAAGUGAAUUAGUAUCUGUUGGAACGAUGCUUUCUUCGGCCCAGCUGGGACUGCUGACGGGAGUGCUGAUGAUUCUGUUUAUACGCCACAAAUUGACCCGAUUGCGAGAGGAAUCUGCCGAAUCCAAGGCGUACAAAUUCUUGAAGCAGCUCAACAUGGCAGAAGUCCGACGAUUCCUGUUCGUUUUGGUGACUUUUUUGCAGUUUGUCAUUUUAUCUCCGAUUUUGCUGUUGGUUUUCUUUGCCUUCUGGUUAUACCGAGGGGUGGUAGGGAUCAUCCUUAGCUGGCGUCAUGGAGCGCACUUUAUGGGUCUCCUCGACGGAGCGGACGUCGUGUGGGCCAUCGAGCGGGAUAACUCACGUGGUAUGAUCAACAUUAUGGCUUAUAUUGAAGAGGCUGCUGAUGGUCAGGACAGCUCGACCAGUGCUGAAAUGCUGCUGGUUCUGAGGAAGCGGAUUUCCUCGAGGUUGAUGGGAGCCAUACGAUCUCAUCCGAAAAUGUUUUGGCUUCGCAAGCUGGAGCUCGGGUACUACUACUGGAGCGACCUGUCUGACCUGACAAUUGAGGAUUACAUUCGCUACCUGGAGUACAUUCCACUCGAGUCGGACGAACGCUACAUCGACGAGCGGAAACUGCGCAGUCUAAUGAGUGAAAUCAAUAAUCGAUAUUUGUUGCGAAGCCAUACCGCUUCCUGGGAGAUUCUGGUUGGCCGACAACCACUGCUGGACGAGAAACGCAACGUGUUACGUUUCCCCGUCAUAUUCCGUGUGCACCACUCUCUUGGAGAUGGCGUUGCACUGCUCCGUCUACUGCUGGAGAGCAUCGUCGACAAGGAGGUACCAUCCCGUUGGAAGCGACUUUCCAACUUUAAGGCGAUGAACCUCGAGUACCGAAUCCAGCAGAACGCCAAUCGCUUCCUCCAGCAGCGCAGUCUGAUCGAGAAGCUCUACCAGCGGAUCCCAACCGCUCGACAGAUCUACACCUGGAAGCGACACCAGCUUCAGCUACUUUGGACCAUCUUCACCGCUCCGGCCUUCUUCCACGACGUGUCCGCCCGUGCCGUCGACCACAACUGCAUCCAUGCCAGCGAGCUCUCAAACCAGAAGGUCGUCAGCUGGAUCCACGAGGAAGAACACAGCGAUACCCACUGGGUUGAAGUCAUCAAGCGAACCAAACAGCAACUCCCCGGUGCACGAUUCUCCGACGCAUUCCUCACGGCCCUUUCAAGCAGUCUGCAGAAAUACCUCAGCCGGAAGACGGAUCAAGUUCCCGAAGACAUCACCGUCGUCCUCCCAACCAGAGUCGAGCGGGAAUCUCCCCAACUGAAACUCCACAACAAAUUCUCGGUUGCACUCCAAACAUUACCGAUCACUUCCGGCAUCGACCUCAGCGAUCCAAACCGCAUGCAGACCCUAAUGGCCCGCCUGAACGACGUCAAGCGGCACUCGGAUGCGCUGCGAUCGUCCCCGGACUACAUGAUCAACUACUGGAUCAUGAACACGGUGGCGUGCCUCUUCCCGGACAACCUGCUGCGGAAGAUCCUCAACAGUGCCCACAGCACGAUGGCCAUCUCGAACCUGCCCGGGCCCCAGCAGAAGCCCCAGAUCAACGGACGCGAGCUGAAGAACCUGAGCUUCUGGAUCCCGAACAUUGGCCAGACGGCGGUCGGGCUGACGCUGCUCACGUACGGCGGAAGGCUGCAGCUGGGCAUCCUGGCGGAUCGGGCGGUCAUCGCGACCGAGGACGACGCGCACUCGAUUCUGGCGGAAACUAUUGCUGAGAUUGAGCGCAUGGACGUGGUGCUGAAGGGGGAGUAGAGAAGGGGGUAGAGGGUAGAGGGAGCAUGCAAGACUGAGAGGAGUGAGGUGCGAUUUUUUUGAAUUUGUUUGUCUUGUUUACAAUUCAUGUUUAGUGAUUUUGUCGGAAUCGCGGAUUUACGGUUAAAAAGUGAUGUCUAUUUGUUAAUUUGUCUAUUUUGUUAAAUAUUUAUUGUUUUUCUUUGGUAGAUUGAUUCAGGACAUUGUUCUUGUUCAUUGUUUGUGAUUUGCAUAAGUGCUGUGGUUUCAAUAAAUAAAGUUUAUUGUAAAAAAAA